Numida meleagris (helmeted guineafowl) is the source of this 3008-nucleotide messenger RNA. RefSeq names its product karyopherin subunit alpha 2 (gene KPNA2). The coding region runs from base 1035 to 2621 and encodes 528 amino acids. The record is from RefSeq and is a predicted model, not a curated record. The transcript has 11 exons. NCBI's taxonomy places the organism in Eukaryota, Metazoa, Chordata, Aves, Galliformes, Numididae. Gene Ontology annotation, molecular function: protein binding; nuclear import signal receptor activity. Gene Ontology annotation, cellular component: cytoplasm; nucleus. Gene Ontology annotation, biological process: NLS-bearing protein import into nucleus.
AGCAGAACAGUAAGGCACAAAACCAGCCACGUAAAACGUCGCUGGUAAUUCCUUCUUUGCUCUAUCUUUGCUAACUGCUGUGCGUAUCUCCGGAUCUGUACAACUGGUUUAAUGCAGUGCUUUAGUUCGCUGGAAUUGAUGUGCAUCUCUUUAUCCUGAGUUAUCCUUUAUAGGCGUUGAAGUGCUGGGGUUGCUGGCAGCCAUGGUUGCCCCGGGUGUUAUGACUGGGAUGACAUCCACAGCAAUGCGGCGCUUUUCCUUUGUAUUCUGUGCCCUGUAAAAAGCCCAAACCUGAAACAGUCCCAAAUCCAUCCAACUCCUGGACAUGCUACGAGGGCAAGCAUACUUUCAUAUCAUUUGGAAUGAUUUUAAUUUGGUCCGUACUAAUUGCUGCUGGAUUGCUUUAAAUUGCAACCUCACACCACAUUUUAUUUCAAUUCCUGUGCACCGCAUUUCUGGGACUGGGAUCACACGGGAGAUCUCAGGAAAAGCCCUCAGUGACCCGAUGGUUAGUGGCGCAGAAAUGAGACUGUAUACGAGGAAAUGAUGCGUGGCUGAUGCAAAUCGCUCAGGACGGGCAGCGUGAGUGACAUAAACCGCCCUGCUCUUCCUAGGCGGGAUGAAACUACAAGUCCCAGCAUGCCACAGCCGUAUGUCAUCGCUUCGCGGAGGCCUGGCCACCGUUAGUCCCGAGGGCUCUGUCCCCGCGUUGGAUGCCGGGAGUUGUAGUGCCGAGGAGGCGGGCGGCUGUUUGAAUGCGUGACGUUCAGGGCGCUCUUCCGGGAGCUCGGCCGAGAUUUUCUCCCUUUCAUCGCGAGAUGAGCUGCAUUUCAAACCGGCCAAUCAGAAUGUUGCUAUGGCUCGAACCGGCCAAUGGCAGAGCGAGGGAGCGGGAAAUUUAAAUCCCGCCUGGAGCCGCCGGGGUUAGUGGCAGCGUGCUCGCUGGCUUGGGAGGCAGGAGGGCGGCUUGUGCGCGGAGCCUGCGGCCGAGGCUUUUUUUCUCCUCAUUUGUCUUUUGAACUCUAAUAAGCAAGAUGUCUACUAAUGAGAAUACCAAUACAGCAGCUCGCUUGAACAGAUUCAAAAACAAAGGAAAAGAUACUACAGAAAUGAGAAGGCGGCGUAUUGAAGUCAAUGUAGAGUUGAGGAAAGCUAAGAAAGAUGACCAGAUGCUUAAAAGAAGAAAUGUUAGCACUUUCCCAGAUGAUGCCACUUCUCCCCUUCAGGAAAAUAGGAGCAAUCAGGUUUCUGCACACUGGUCUGUUGAAGAAAUAGUCAAAGGAGUUAAUAGCAAUAAUAUGGAGCUUCAAUUACAGGCUACUCAAGCUGCCAGGAAACUCCUCUCAAGAGAGAAGCAGCCCCCCAUAGACAACAUAAUUCAGGCUGGUUUGAUUCCAAAAUUUGUCUCCUUCUUGAGUAGAGCAGACUGUAGUCCUAUUCAAUUUGAAUCUGCCUGGGCGCUUACCAACAUUGCAUCUGGCACAUCAGAGCAAACCAAGGCGGUAGUAGAUGGUGGGGCUGUUCCAGCCUUUAUUUCACUUCUGGCCUCUCCUCAUGUUCACAUCAGUGAACAAGCUGUGUGGGCAUUAGGAAAUAUUGCAGGGGACGGUUCUAUCUACAGGGAUCUGGUUAUUAAAUUUGGUGCAAUUGAACCACUGCUGACUCUACUAGCUGUUCCUGAUCUCUCUUCUUUGGCUUCUGGAUAUUUACGCAAUGUUACCUGGACCCUCUCAAAUUUGUGUCGUAACAAGAAUCCUGCACCACCCAUAGAAGCUAUUGAGCAGAUUCUUCCAACUCUUGUCCGACUCUUGCAUCACGAUGAUCAUGAGGUGUUAGCAGACACGUGCUGGGCACUCUCCUAUCUAACAGAUGGUUCCAAUGACAGGAUAGAAGUUGUUGUGAAGACUGGAUUGGUGCCACAGCUCGUCAAACUGCUGGGAUGUGGUGAACUGCCAAUAGUGACUCCUUCACUGAGGGCCAUAGGAAAUAUUGUUACUGGUACUGAUGAGCAGACGCAGAUUGUUAUUGAUUCAGGAGCCCUAUCUGUCUUUCCAAGUCUCCUAUCUCAUCAUAAGAACAACAUUCAAAAAGAAGCUGCAUGGACAAUGUCCAACAUCACAGCUGGACGUCAGGACCAGAUUCAGCAAGUUGUGGAUCAUGGCCUUGUGCCUUAUCUCAUUGGUAUUCUGAGGAAGGGAGAUUUCAAAUCUCAAAAAGAAGCUGUGUGGGCUGUGACUAACUACACAAGCGGCGGAACAAUUGACCAGAUUGUGUAUCUUGUUCAGGCUGGUGUUGUUGAACCUCUACUGAAUCUCCUCACUGCUAAAGACAGCAAAACUGUGCUAGUAAUUUUGGAUGCCGUUUCUAAUAUCUUCCUGGCUGCUGAGAAGAUAAAUGAGACUGAGAAACUUUGCCUCAUGAUUGAGGAGUGUGGAGGUCUAGACAAAAUUGAAGCUCUUCAGUCACAUGAAAAUGAGCAGGUGUACAAGGCCUCAGCCACUCUGAUUGAAAAAUAUUUCUCAGCAGAAGAGGAGGAGGACCAGAAUGUUGUACCAGAAUCUACUGCUGCUAGCUAUACUUUCCAAAUUCAGGGUAGUACUCCUGAUACUUUCAACUUCUAGACACUGCAUACACUGCAACCACCUACAAGCCAUUUGGCACACAAAUGGCUGCCACUUCUGUGUCUUAAUAGCCCCUCUUUGUGUUUUUUUUUUUGUGACCUCUAGCACUUUGUCCUACUGAAACAUACUUGAACAGUUCAAAACUGUACAUAUGUGAAUUUUUAACUGUUAAAUUCAUUCUGACAUGCUUGUAAAUACACUUUCUCACUCCUGUCUUCUGGUCUUUUACUGUCUCUGUAUUACCUACUUGCAUUCUUAUGUAAGACAAGCUUCUUUCUAAGUGUGACCCUUUGCUCUGUGUAACAUAUUAAAAUCGAAACACCGAGUAAGCUUUUAAGGAGAAUUCGUUUCAAGUUCAAUAAAGUUUUAACAAUACAUCAAACUGAA